Oldenlandia corymbosa var. corymbosa is the source of this 1185-nucleotide messenger RNA. Lineage: Eukaryota; Viridiplantae; Streptophyta; Magnoliopsida; Gentianales; Rubiaceae. The record is from the annotation of a GenBank genome assembly.
AUGUCUGAUUGUAUUCCAAGCUUUCCUCAGGACCUCAUUAUUGAUAUACUAGUACGCCUCCCUGUUAAAUCAAUAGGUCGUUUCAGGUGUGUUUCGAAACCAUGGCGAUCUUUACUAUCCGAUCCGCUAUUCAUUAAACUACACCGAGCUUAUCACCUUCAUGACCCUGAAAGUCUCAUCCUCACUGAUUCUUAUGCACCUGAUAAUUUCCCUUUGGUCAUAACUUUCGCUCCUGACAGCACCAGUGAGAAUAUAUACAAUGGGGUUACAAGAAAGAUCAUUAGUCCACUUCUACAAGAGAAGGAUAAUUGGCAGCUUAACAAAUGGGCUAAGAGUAUGUGGCCACUGAAGAAGUGGACUAAUGAUAAGAGGAAACAAAUCGAAUGGAUUGAGGUGAUAGGUUCUUGUCAUGGUUUGGUUCUGCUAAUCAAUGAGAAACAUACCAAGUUUCUGAUGAAUCCCAUUACUUUAGAGGGGGUCAAAAUCCCAAAGUUUAGUUUAUCUUUGGACCCUUCUGGUCAUCUUAUAGUGCAUGGCCUAGGAUACGAUGGUACUAAUGAUGAUUACAAAGUUGUAACACUUUCCAUUAGGUUUCGGGAUGUGUCAUCAGAUGAUGGUAGAACGGUUGUGGAUAUUUAUAGUGUAAAAACCAAAACUUGGAAGAGGUCGGCGAAUUCUCAUUAUUAUCCUCUUGGCAUGAGCAGGGACAGCGGAGUAUUUGUUAAUGGUUGUGUACAUUGGUUGGCUCGUGAUGAAAGAGGUAGCUGCUAUGAUCCAUUUAUAGCUGGUUUUGACUUGGCCCAAGAGAAGUUCCAGAAAGUACCACAUCCUAAAGUUUUUGAUGAUAGCUUUUUGUGUGGUGAUCUUACUGUUAUUGGCGGAUGUCUUACAUUGAUUGUUUAUAUUGAUCAUGACAAGUUUGGCAUUUGGAUGAUGAAAGACUAUGGUUUGCAAGAUUCCUGGACUAAAUUUACCAUCCUCAAUGGUUAUAUGUGCUCAGUAAGUGUUGCUUGUCAGUUGAAGGAUGAUGAGUUUGUUUUGGUCAAGAAUGAUAAGAUGGUUGUGCACACUCUGUCAAAUGGGAGUAGGAGGGAUAUGGAAGUUGCUGAUGCUCCAAGUUUAUACGGAUAUCGGAAGACGGCUUUUAAAGAGAGUCUUCUGUCUCCUAAUUACAAACCAGACUGA